Rubroshorea leprosula is the source of this 2076-nucleotide messenger RNA. Lineage: Eukaryota; Viridiplantae; Streptophyta; Magnoliopsida; Malvales; Dipterocarpaceae. The record is from the annotation of a GenBank genome assembly.
AAUGGAUGUGGCUGCCUUACUGGGUGCUUUUGUUUUGAAGUGAAUGAUGGAAGAUGAUAAGGGCAGCUGCUUGUUCUUCUCAGAGAUUCUGUAACUCCGCAAAUCGCCUUGAACAAAAUCCAUUGUAUCUCUACAGAUUAAUUACUCGGACAAGACUUUGCAGUGUCCAUUCUUCUCAUUCCUCUUUUCAGUUUCACGCACAUUUGAAUUUAGACUCAUAUGUCUCAGCCCUAAUUAAUGGUACUAGCUCUUGCUCCCGCGUCUCCGAUUGCCAAGCAUUUCAUGCGCGAGUUAUCAAAUCUGUGAAUUACAGGCAUGGAUUCAUUGGGGACCAGCUGGUGUCUGGGUAUGUUAGAUUGGGGUGCGAGGAGGAUGCGCAGGAUUUGUUUGAUGAAAUGCCUGAGAAAGAUUUGGCGUCCUGGAAUUCUUUAAUUUCAGUAUUUUCACGAAGUGGGUAUAAGCAAAAGUGCUUGGUUGUGUUUUCUAGGAUGAGAUUUCAAACGGAUAUUCAACCUAACUAUAUCACCUUUUUAUCCUUAAUCCCAGCUUGUACAUACAAGGGAGCUUUGAGUGAGGGGAAGUGCAUUCAUAGUUUGGCAAUGAAAUUGGGUAUGCUGAGUGAAGUGAAAAUAGUAAAUGCUUUUAUUAACUUGUAUGGAAAAUCUGGGCACUUGGAAGCUGCUUCCCAGUUGUUUGAGGCAAUGCCAGUGCAGAAUUUGGUUUCAUGGAAUUCAAUGAUUGUGGUGUACUCUGAAAAUGGUUUCGCAGAGAAAGGAAUUAUCAUUUUUACCUUGAUGAGAAGGGCUGAAGUUGAGUUUGAUCAAGCCACUAUGUUGAUCGUGCUUCAAGCUUGUGAAUGUUUAGGCAUAGGAAAUGUAGCUGGGAGCAUCCAUGGUUUGAUUUUAAGGUUUGGUUUGAAUUCAAAUAUUACCAUAGCAACUGCACUUUUGAAUUUGUAUGCCAAGUUGGGAAGGUUGAGUUCUUCAAGAGAGGUUUUCAAAGAGAUGGUCUAUCCCGAUACGGUUGCUUGGACUGCCAUGCUUGCAAGCUAUGCUGUGCAUGGACAUGGGAAAGAAGCCAUUCAGCUCUUUGAACUUAUGGUGAAAAAUGGUGUGCAGCCUGAUCAUGUUACAUUCACUCAUUUGUUAAGCGCUUGCAGCCAUUCAGGACUUAUUGAUGAGGGUAAACAUUACUUCAGGAUUAUGUCUGAUCUUUACAGGAUUAAGUACAGAUUAGAUCACUAUUCAUGCAUGGUUGAUCUCCUGGGACGCUCUGGACAACUCAAAGAUGCUUAUGAGCUGAUUAAAGGAAUGCCAGUAGAGCCAAAUUCUGGUGUCUGGGGGACUCUUCUUGGUGCUUGCAGGAUCUACGGUAAUGUUGAACUUGGAAGGGAAGUUGCAGAAAGAUUGUUUAGUUUAGACCCUUCUGAUGCCAGGAACUAUAUCAUGCUGUCCAAUAUAUAUUCAGCAGCAGGCCGAUGGAUUGAGGCCUCUACGGUGAGAGCACUAAUGAAAGAGAGAGGUUUCAAUAGAAUACCUGGAUACAGUUUUAUUGAACACAAAAACAAGAUCCAUUGUUUUGUUGUGGGAGAUAGAUCUCACCCCGAGACAGGUAAGAUAUACAUCAAGUUAGAAGAGCUGAUUGAGAAGAUUAGGAAAGCCGGUUUUGUGCCUAAAACAGAAUUUGUUCUACAUGAUGUUGAGGAGGAGGUGAAAGAGGAUAUGAUCAACAAGCACAGCGAGAAGUUGGCAAUUGCAUUUGGUCUUCUGAUGACUAAUGACAAGAUGCCCUUGAUCAUAACCAAGAACCUUAGAAUAUGCGGUGAUUGUCAUGGCACUGCAAAGCUUAUAUCACUGAUUGAGAAGCGUACAAUCAUAAUCCGAGACCCAAAGCGGUUUCAUCACUUUGCUAAUGGAAUAUGUUCUUGUGGUGAUUAUUGGUAAUCUCCUGCAUUACAGCAAGCUAGUUUGUAAGAAAAAAUUGUCAUUAAAAGAAUUAUAUUAUUUUGAACCUUAUUUUUUAUAGAUAAUAAUUAGAUAUUGAACCUUAAAUUUGUAAUAAGGAGUGCAGAUAAUU